Melospiza melodia melodia is the source of this 744-nucleotide messenger RNA. Its product is annotated as pre-mRNA-splicing factor ISY1 homolog. Gene Ontology annotation, cellular component: post-mRNA release spliceosomal complex; Prp19 complex; post-spliceosomal complex. The record is from RefSeq and is a predicted model, not a curated record. Gene Ontology annotation, biological process: generation of catalytic spliceosome for second transesterification step; mRNA 3'-splice site recognition. NCBI's taxonomy places the organism in Eukaryota, Metazoa, Chordata, Aves, Passeriformes, Passerellidae.
AUGGGUGGCUUUGACUCUGUGCAGGAUCAUCCAGUUAUAAAGGUGUGGUGCAAUGCUACAAUCCUGAAAGUGCCUUUGCCUCCUUGCUCUGUGCCACGGGGGUUUCACUGGCACACUUCUGGAGCAGAGCCGGGUUCAGUUUUGGGAUGUGGAGCUGCUGCAUGCACGGCGCAUUCGGCAGGGCUUGAAGAAGGAAAAGCCAAGGAGCCCUUGCUUGCAUCAGAGUGCCAUGAACUGCCCAAAGCUGAGAAAUGGAGGAGACAGAUCACUGGGGAGAUUUCUAAGAAAGUGGCCAUCCAAAAUGCUGCAUCGCUUGAAUUCAGAAUUUGGGACCUGAAUGAUGAAAUUAACAAGCUUCUGAGGGAGAAAGGACACUGGGAAUACAGAAUAAAGGAGCUGGGAGGUCCUGAUUUUGCUAGGAUUGGCCUGAAAAUGUUAGAUCAUGAAGGGAAAGAAGUUCCAGGAGACAGAGGCUGCAAAUACUUUGAGGCUGCAAAGGACUUGCCAGGAGUUAGAGAGAUUUUUGAAAGGAACCUUGCAAGAGGUGAGGAGGUGGAGGAAGAAAACAUCAAUGGUACCCAUGAAGAAGGGGCUGAUGAGGAAGGUGGCAAGGAGAGAGAAGGUGAAGAUGGCCAACAGAAAUUUAUUGCACAUUUUCCAGUGCCAACUCAACAGCAGACUGAGGAAGCUUUUGUACGAAUAUUACUUUUCUACUUUUUAAGAUAUAUAGUUGUUUUCCUUUAA